UGCGCAUUGAGUGCAAUGACACGUUUUCCCCUUUUCAUUAUCGUUUCAGGGUCGCGUUUUAACGUGAAGACCAAGGUGAUCGCCGCCGACUUCAGCAAGGGCCAGCCCGUCUUCGACCACAUCGAGGCCGUGCUCAAGGAGAUACCGGUCGGCAUCCUGGUGAACAACGUCGGGCGGCAGUACACGUACCCGAUGUACCUGGGGGAGGUGCCGCAGCAGGAGCUGUGGGACAUCGUCAACAUCAACGUGGGCGCCACGACCAUGAUGACGAGGAUGGUCCUGGACCAGAUGAAGGAGCGGAGGAAGGGGGCCAUCGUGAACGUGUCCUCGGCCUCGGAGCUGCAGCCCCUGCCCCUCAUGACCGUCUACGCUGCGUCCAAGGUGUUCGUGAAGAGCUUCUCGGAAGCCCUCCGCGUGGAGUACUCGCAGUACGGCAUCACGGUGCAGCACCUGCUGCCCCUCUUCGUCAACACCAAGAUGAACGCGUUCAGCCACCGCCUGCAAGAGACGAGCCUGUUCGUCCCGGACGCCGAGCGCUACGCCAGGAACGCCGUCAACACCCUGGGCCAGGUCGAGUCCACCACGGGGUACUGGGCGCACGGCCUGCAGUACUUCUUCACCGUCAUCCCGCCCGUGUGGGUGCGGACCUACAUCGGCGCCCUCAUGAACCAGACGUUCCGCAAGGACUACCUCACGGCGAGCAUCGUGUCCAACAACAACCUCAAGAUCAAGGAGAUCCCGCCCACGGUGGUACCGCCCCCGCCGGCACCCGCUCCGGUGUCCGCUUAGGAGCAACGCCGUUGAACCGCAACACAGAGUUGUCAAUGAGCCGAGGCGGGACCCCGCCGGACCCGCCUCUUAUUGUAGAAGACCUCUGUGCUGUGCUGCCGAAGAUAAUAAAAACAGGUCCAGCGGGGUGCGCUCGCGCUGAUGGGAAAACCUCGACCAUAAAGCGGUUUGCUGUUCCAAUCUCUCCGUCAAGGUCGAGGACAAUCUGGGUUGUUGCGGUCCAUUCAAGGCCAUGACGUGCGUAGGUAUAGGGCGCACGGUCGGCGUCCUCUGGCGAUCCACUUGUCCUGUAUUCGCCGUGAACUCAUGUACAGUACAGUACUCAUGUGUAGCGCGUGUACAGUAUCUUUGAAUGCGCUCCAGUGUUGCAGGAUUGCGUACUCCCUUCGUCUAUAAGGCGCCAUAUGGGCCCCCUACAGCCCUAGCGAGUAUGCUACACUAUGGAAUGCAUUUAUAGAUAACCUCAGUACAGGGAAAUAUAAACCGAUUCACCCCUCGAGGGAAUGCUGUUUUCGAAUGUUCCAACAUCUGCAUUUCCUGACAAUAAAGUGAUGUCAUAUAAUUCCCGAUUUGCCGCCGAACGUUAUGUUUGUAUUAUAGUUUUUAUAUUAGUUGUUUAAGGAUCUGUAUUUUGUACUUUUUGUUGAUUAUUGAUUGUAAUUUAUGAGUUUGUGUCAUAAUGUUAUUACAGGCAGAAUGUUGUUCUUUGUUUCAUCGGCAACUUGGAGAAGUAUGGUUUGUUAGUCUGACAAAUUAACACGUUUCGCUUGACUGGUACCGUCUCCUGGUUGUGACAGUAGAAACUUAAUUCUGGUGCCAAAGCAUUUAUCUGCCUGGAUUAUGUGAUUUUCGCGUCCGUGCGCGACGAAGUACCUCCGGAGUAUAAAUGUAAGAUUAUGUCGCUCUAGACUUAGUCCUUAGGAUCACUUGUUGGUACCCGAGCAAACUGUGCAAUUGUAAUAAAAAUGAUACUUCGUUA
Molecule: messenger RNA, 1768 nt
Organism: Frankliniella occidentalis (western flower thrips)
Lineage: Eukaryota; Metazoa; Arthropoda; Insecta; Thysanoptera; Thripidae
Product: inactive hydroxysteroid dehydrogenase-like protein 1
Exons: 4
Coding region: 16-789 (257 amino acids)
Molecular function (GO): oxidoreductase activity
Source: RefSeq, a predicted model, not a curated record